AUGACCCACAUACCAAUAACACCAUUACCGGGCACCACAAUACCCACAAAAGCCACUGCCAAGCCGGAGCCUGCUCAUAUACCAAUAGUACAUCUCCACAACACCCCCAAGGCCCCCUAGGUGAGGCGUCAAGGACCACACACACAUCGUACAAUCAUCUACAAGGCACACAGGACAACUUAAGGAUAGAGAGACCUAAGUUCACGCACAAUACACCCAGCCACAAUGCCCUGGACUAGAGAUACAUUAGCGAGUAGUGUGGCACGAACCUGUGUCGACAAGGCAUCCACUAGGAUCCACUUACACGAAAUAAGCGACCAUAGUACACCAAUCAGAGCUGAACAUGCUAUGUAACACCAAGAUAACUACACGUAACUUAUCACCUUAGGGGGACCUAUGGCGACACAACGAUAGAUCAAGCAGGAUUGUUGUAACAUGUAAAAUUAACCUUAUAAAAAACCUGUGCACUGUGUUUUAAUGCCAACUGUUCAUCUAUGUUAUAUGCUUGACUACCUGAGAGAGCUGUUGUGGCAUCUUCAUCACUUGUAAUAAGCAAUUGCACAACAAAAAUAAAGAAUAAUAAAAAAUUUAAAAAACAAGAGAGCUGUUCGCCGUCUCCGCACUGCCUAUGAACGCGCAAAGCAUACCCUGUCAUCAAGCACUCAGGCUAGCAUUGAAAUUGAUUCCCUCUAUGAAGGAAUUGACUUCUACACCUCCAUUACAAGAGCUCUUUUUGAAGAACUUAAUGCAGAUCUGUUCAGAGGAACCUUGGAUCCAGUUCAGAAGUCACUCCGUGAUGCCAAACUCGACAAAUCACAAAUUCAUGAUAUUGUUCUGGUUGGUGGGUCCACUCGUAUUCCUAAAAUUCAGAAGCUGCUUCAGGACUUCUUCAAUGGAAAGGAAAUAAAUAAGAGCAUAAACCCUGAUGAAGCUGUUGCCUAUGGUGCAGCUGUCCAGGCUGCCAUCUUGUCUGGUGACAAGUCAGAAAAUGUCCAGGAUCUUCUCUUGCUUGACGUUACCCCUCUGUCACUGGGUAUUGAGACUGCCGGUGGUGUAAUGACCAUCCUCAUCAAGCGUAAUACAACAAUCCCCACAAAGCAGACACAGACCUUCACCACAUACUCUGACAACCAGCCUGGUGUGCUGAUUCAGGUGUAUGAAGGUGAGAGGGCCAUGACCAAGGAUAACAAUCUGUUGGGUAAAUUUGAGUUAACUGGCAUCCCCCCAGCUCCCAGAGGUGUUCCUCAAAUUGAAGUAACAUUUGAUAUUGACACGAAUGGCAUUCUCAAUGUGUCUGCUGUGGACUAGAGCACGGGCAAGAAAACAAGAUCACAAUUACAAAUGACAAAGGUUGUCUAAGCAAGGAGGACAUUGAGCGUAUGGUCCAAGAAGCUGAGAAAUACAAGGCUGAAGAUGAGAAGCAGAGAGACAAAGUUUCUUCUAAGAACUCCUUGGAGUCCUAUGCUUUCAAUAUGAAAGCAACUGUGGAAGAUGAGAAGCUUAAAGGAAAGAUCAGUGAUGAGGACAAACAGAAGAUCAUGGAUAAAUGCAAUGAGAUAAUCUCCUGGCUAGACAAGAAUCAGACUGCUGAAAAGGAAGAGUUUGAACAUCAGCAGAAGAAACUGGAGAAGGUUUGCAACCCUAUUAUCACCAAACUGUACCAGGGUGCAGGUGGCAUGCCUGGAGGAAUGCCUGGUGGUAUGCCAGGAGGCUUCCCAGGUGCUGGUGAACACACCGGUGGAUCAUCUGGACCCACUAUUGAAGAGGUGGACUAA
Messenger RNA from Pelobates cultripes (western spadefoot toad), 1775 nucleotides. The record is from the annotation of a GenBank genome assembly. Lineage: Eukaryota; Metazoa; Chordata; Amphibia; Anura; Pelobatidae.